AUGGCGCGCACACUUAAAGUGCCCGUCAAAGGCGAGCCGCCUGUUCCCCAGAUUCACAUUACCGAUGCCGGCGAAACCGACUCUCAUGAACCCCAGCUGGGACACGACAUACAACCCCCAUCUACCAAGAUACACAGAGGUUCCGCUCACAUCUCCGGAGUUGACGACUUCGCUGUGACUCUUUUCUUCUGGUCCUUGUUUGCCUCUGCGACUGCUCUGAUUGCCUUCUUCGUCCUGUCUUGGUCCUGGAUCACUGCUCUUUUGGCCGUUCUGGUUGGGUUUGUCGUCUUCCGCCAUGUCACCUUAAAGUGGGAGCAGCCCAAGAUAGGGAAUCACUGGGUUAGUCGUGGUCGUAGCGACAAACCCCAAGGCGGCCCAGCUGUUCCAGACACUAGCCAUCUACCGGCCGUGUAUUUCCUCUACGUGCUCGGCUCUGGAGGGCACACGACUGAAAUGCUCGAGAUUAUUCGGCAGCAAACCCGGGGGCAGGUCAACCAGCACCGGCGCUACGUCAUCAGCUCGGGCGACAGGAGCUCGCAGGACCGGGUCCAGCAGCUAGAGGCGCAGAUCAGCGAGGCAUUCCCGGACGAGCGCGCGGGGACGCGAGACGCCUUCCUCAUUCGGCGGGCGCGCGAGGUGCACCAGUCGGCGCUGACGGCCCCGCUGACGUGCCUCGUGAGCGCGGGGCACGCCAUCAACGCGCUGACGCGGGAGCCGAGAGCCCGGGCCGCCACCCGGUACGGGUACCAGUUCAAGUACCCGCACGUGGUGGUGACCAACGGCCCGGCCACGGGCUUCAUCGUGUGCGUCGUGGCGCGCCUGCUCAAGAUCUUCUACCUGGUGCCACAGAACCGGCUCAAGAUGAUCUACAUCGAGUCCUGGGCCCGCAUCAAGACCAUGAGCCUCACAGGCCGCCUGUUCCUCCUGACCGGCAUCGCCGACUCGGUGGGCGUCCAGCACCAGGCGCUAGCCCGCCUCACGGGGGCCGAGUACGUCGGCCCAAUCGCCGCCGGGUAG
Molecule: messenger RNA, 1017 nt
Organism: Lasiosphaeria miniovina
Lineage: Eukaryota; Fungi; Ascomycota; Sordariomycetes; Sordariales; Lasiosphaeriaceae
Product: oligosaccharide biosynthesis protein Alg14 like-domain-containing protein
Exons: 3
Coding region: 1-1017 (338 amino acids)
Biological process (GO): dolichol-linked oligosaccharide biosynthetic process
Cellular component (GO): UDP-N-acetylglucosamine transferase complex
Molecular function (GO): N-acetylglucosaminyldiphosphodolichol N-acetylglucosaminyltransferase activity
Source: RefSeq, a predicted model, not a curated record